Megalopta genalis is the source of this 1900-nucleotide messenger RNA. RefSeq names its product histone H1. Gene Ontology annotation, cellular component: nucleus; nucleosome. Lineage: Eukaryota; Metazoa; Arthropoda; Insecta; Hymenoptera; Halictidae. The record is from RefSeq and is a predicted model, not a curated record. Gene Ontology annotation, biological process: nucleosome assembly; negative regulation of DNA recombination; chromosome condensation. Gene Ontology annotation, molecular function: nucleosomal DNA binding; structural constituent of chromatin; double-stranded DNA binding.
AACCAGGAACAUCUAGCAGUCUACGGAUCCACCUCACUGCACACAAACUUAAUAGUACUUGACAGUAUCAUCAGGCAGGAACGGAUUCGAUCUCGUAACAUACACGAGAAAAAAGGGAUUAUCUUUCCUUCCGAACAAACUUGUUUCGCCAGUCGUCGCAGACCCUCAGAAGAAAAUCUUUGACGAUCGUCUGUUAACAAUGGAGGACAAGACUAACUCUGGAAGCGCUGCGGUAUCCGAGAGCCCGACAUCGGGCUCCACUCCUGCGAAAAAAGUGACAAAAUCGAAGGCGAAAGCUCAACGUACGAAGUCGUCUCACCCUCCAACAUCCGAGAUGGUGAACGCUGCCAUAAAGGAGCUGAAAGAUCGCAAGGGAUCGUCGUUGCAGGCUAUCAAGAAGUACAUCACGUCGACGUACACCGUCGACGGCGAGAAGCUGGCGCCGUUCAUCAGAAGGUACUUGAAAACUGCCGUCACUUCUGGCGCGGUGCUGCAAACUAAAGGCAAAGGUGCGUCUGGUUCCUUCAAAUUGAACACCGGCAAAUCUACAACGGAGACCACGAAGGCUGGGAAACCGAAGAGCUCCCGAAGAGAGUCCAGGAAACCUGUUGUCGAAAAGAAGUCCGUCGCUAAGAAAGCCUCCCCGGUAAAGAAGCCCGCUUCUCCGAAAAAAUCUUCCGAGAAGAAGGCCGUCGCCGCGAAGAAGACAGCGGCUAAAGCUGUCGCUAAAGUCAAGGCAGCCAGCGAGCCUAAGAGCAUGUCGAAGGCUAAGAAGACCGCGAAGGCACCGGCCGCUAAAACGAAGACGCCCAAGCCGAAGAAAGCCUCUACAUCGAGAAAAUCCUCUGCAGGAAAAGUCGCCAAAUCACCAGCGAAGAAAUAAUUGUUCUUCAACCAUAACUUCAUUCUAUCAUAAAAGGCCCUUUUUAGGGCCACCAAAUUUUCAUACGUAGAGCAAUCCUAUUCGCUACAGAACUAUAUUUUCAAUGGCCGAUCGAAAAGACGUGUUUCAGAGCCAUCUAGUAAUGCAUCUGGGCACUCAUGUCCGCUAUAAACAUGAAAUAAAAUUAUAUCCUAUCAAACCUUUAUUAUCCCGUUCCUAUGAAAUGAAUAAAACCAAAUACGGAGUUCGUCAGGAAAGCAAUAUAGCAGAGGUUCCCAUAGCCACAAUUAUCUGCGGUACAAUAGACUCGUAUAAAAUUAGUGAUGAAUGAGCACUUCGUUCUAGAACGGGUUUCCAGUGUCCAUAGAGAGCAUCCGUCGUAUGUAUGCUUUUCUCUCUUCUCCGAUUUAGGAUUAAUUUAAUACAGAAGGCGUCUGCGAUGGAAAAAUGUGUAACAUGGAUUCCUGGAUAGCUGCUAUUUUGGACUCACUCGUCUAUUGUAAUUUAUUAUUUAAAACAAAAUUUGCCCAACUCGUAUUGUACCGAAGAUAACUAAAUAGAACAUAAUAGAACUAAAUAGAACACGUAACUAUGUGCUCUUCUGAGUUGUGUUUUGUACUGUGUACUGUGUGUUUUUUACUUCUCCUCGUGUAGUUUCUUAGCUGACAUAUCUAUCCUGAUAACAUCUAUAUUUGCUGCAAAAUUUAGAGAAAUUUGUAAACAGAAGAAAUUCGAAAAUUAGGAACCCACAAAAUUUUUGGAUAAGAUUUUUCAACAGGCGUCGCAGAAUUUUCCAAGAAUUGUAGUGUCUUAACAGUAGAAUAUUGAAUAACGACCUAAGUGGGAAUGGAUUUUUUUAAUACAACAGAGAACUUUUUCUAUGAUGAGGCUAGCUAUAGUGUUCUCAAUCGUUACUAUACAUUAUGAUUAUAAUAUCAAAUCUUAAUUUUUAUAUUCCUUCUUUGUACUGAUGGGUAUAUCCCGCUUAAAUAAAAUAAAUAAUUUCAUUUUAAUAAA